AUGAUGCGUGGUCUUAAGAACUCCGGCCUGUCCAGCGAGGAAGAACAUGAAAACGACGACGACGCCUCGUGUGCGGUAAUCGUGAAACGGUCUAAGACCAAUAGCGAACGCGGCCGCGCCUUCCGUGCGCGUCGCAAGAAAUACGAGGACGACCUGAUGACAAUUGUGGACUCGCUGCGUCAGGAGGUCGCUGACCUCGGAUUUCUGCGCAGCGUUCGCGCCGACAAAGUGCUGUGUAGUCGCAACAGCAUGAACGGGUCUCCUGUGCGUCUGGCUCGUGAGUAUUUCGCACUGUUCGAACGCGGUAUACCGUCGGUUCGAGGCACGAAGCAAAGGGCGUUUCUGGAAAACGCCAUGGAUCCGGAAGUACAGUUCGGCGAGGCCAGCGGCCCAGAGUCGCUACUGGAUCAGUGGGUGCGGUACACGAGCUACCACGCUCGUAUGAACGUCGUGGUCGUCGGUGUUGAAGUGUCUGGAGAUGAGGAGAACCCCUUGGUCACGGUGCGCUCAGAUCUGCACGUGGUCUUCUCCCGAGAGACAUUUGUCAAUGUGUUCCCACACGCUGCAGAUAACGAAGAGCUGGUCAACAAAUUCAUUGGCCGUGAGGUUGUCUACCAUGGUGUGAACCGCUUUCACCGGUGCCAGCGUCUCGGACAUCGUGCUGUUGAUGCAACAGGCUCGGAUAGCGGACGAGUGCAGACUCGGGGAUGA
This is a messenger RNA of Phytophthora infestans T30-4, 711 nucleotides long. RefSeq lists its product as uncharacterized. The transcript is spliced from 4 exons. Bases 1 to 711 code for a protein of 236 amino acids. NCBI's taxonomy places the organism in Eukaryota, Oomycota, Peronosporomycetes, Peronosporales, Peronosporaceae. The record is from RefSeq and is a predicted model, not a curated record.